Messenger RNA from Corythoichthys intestinalis (scribbled pipefish), 1150 nucleotides. Its product is annotated as serine/arginine-rich splicing factor 1. The record is from RefSeq and is a predicted model, not a curated record. Gene Ontology annotation, cellular component: nucleus; cytoplasm. The transcript is spliced from 4 exons. Gene Ontology annotation, molecular function: mRNA binding. NCBI's taxonomy places the organism in Eukaryota, Metazoa, Chordata, Actinopteri, Syngnathiformes, Syngnathidae. Bases 189 to 953 code for a protein of 254 amino acids.
UCUUAGGCGGAGGGAAAAGGGAAGGCUUCUUGGCGACGAAAGAACUGGUCGUAAAGUAAACCGUAAACAGAACAACCGCUGGACAAACCCUUCCAGUGUCCACACUUUUUGGGCAAUUCGCCACCCGGAACGACAUCUUGUUGCGAUUUUGUAGUCAAUUUAAUCGACCUGCACAGUUGGGAGCCGCAAUGUCUGGGGUUGUGCGAGGCCCGGCGGGAAACAACGAUUGUCGAAUUUACGUGGGCAACCUACCGCCCGAUAUACGCACUAAAGAUGUGGAGGAGGUCUUCUACAAGUACGGUACUAUUCGGGACAUCGACCUGAAAAACCGCAGAGGAGGGCCGCCUUUCGCUUUUAUUGAAUUCGAAGACCCAAGGGACGCCGGAGAUGCCGUCUAUGGCCGGGACGGAUACGACUACGAUGGUUACCGGCUGCGCGUGGAGUUCCCCCGGAGCGGCAGGGGUUCCAGAGGCAGCAGUUUCGGCGGGGCUGGAGGCGGUGCCGGCGGAGCUCCCAGAGGUCGAUACGGGCCCCCGUCCAGACGUUCCGAGUACAGGGUGGUUGUAUCCGGACUCCCUCAGAGCGGCAGCUGGCAGGACCUAAAGGACCAUAUGCGCGAGGCGGGCGACGUGUGCUACGCGGACGUGUACCGGGAUGGCACGGGCGUUGUAGAGUUUGUGCGCAAAGAAGACAUGACCUAUGCCGUCCGAAAGCUGGACAACUCCAAGUUCCGCUCGCACGAGGGAGAGACGGCGUACGUUCGCGUGAAAUUAGAUGGUCCCCGCAGCCCCAGUUACGGACGAUCUCGCUCGCGCAGCCGCGGCAGCCGGAGCCGAAGCCGCAGCCGCACCCCCAGCCGCAGCCGGAGCCGAAGCGACUCUCGAGGACGCGGACGGCCCUCGCCGCGCUACUCGCCGCGUCACAGCGGCUCCCGAUCGCGAUCGCGCUCCUAGGAAAGCCGGUGGCUUUAUUCCCUUUUGCUCAACUUCCCUCUGCUGCCCUGUGAUGUAACUAGGGUUGCAAAAACGGGAGGAAUUCCAGUAAAUUUCUUUCUGGAGUUAAAGGGAAAAAUGACACCGUUAUCAUGUUUGUCCCAGCAGAAAGAAUAUUCUUUCAUGAAUUAAAAAAAAAAAAAAAAAAAAAAAAAAAA